UGGAUUCAAGGUUUUUGUUUGGGUUUUUGUUUGGCUUGCUUUGUUUCCUUUCAUUUUGCCUGAAGAAGAUGAACAAUGAAUCCACAACCCUGAUAUCCUUGAAGGAAUCAAUGAAAAGAGUAGAUCACAAACUCCAAGCUUUAGAAGCACAGUUCAAAGAACUAGACCUCAUCAAGGAUAAUCUGACACAGAAAUAUGAACAUCAUAGCAAGAUGUUGGCAAGCCAAGCUGCUCAAGAUGAGUUGUGGACAGCCGUUCUGGCACUCAGGUUCACUUCAAUGGAACUGAAUAUUUUAUACAGCUAUGUCAUUGAAGCUCUUGACUGCUUGCACACACGUGUGCUCGAAAAGCUGCCAGACCUGGAGAGAGCCCUCCCCACCUUCGCCUCGAUCCUCAGACACAAAGCCAAGAACACACGUGUUCAGGUUGCGUGGGAAUCUGUCCUGGAGGAGUGCGGGCUGCAAGAAGGAGACGUCACUGCUCUUUGUACCUUCUUUCUUGCUCAUGGUAAUAAGUCCAGUCACUAUGCUGCUACAGUGAGGCAGCUCUACAUCAGAGAUAUCACGUUCAUGAUAACUAACAUGGUGAAGAACCAGGCUCUGCAGCAGGGGUUGCUGAGAGCUGUUCAGGUCAUUGAGGAGGGGAAGGCCGGGAGGGUUCCUGAAGAGCAAAAGUCACCAUUCAGUGAGUUGAUCCCAGCAGUCAAAAACUAAUCUUUUUCCCGUCAUCCUUCCAGUAAUUUACCUUGCAAAUGGUGGGGAAAGGGACGUGUGUAGAAUUUUUUGUAAGCUUCUUUUGGGCGUAGGGGCCUCCCAAAUGAGAUUCAGGAUGCCUGGGGUCCCUCCUAGCAAUUCUCAGUCAACUAGGCCAGUGGUUCAAUGUGAGCAUCCCAGAAUGUUGCCCAGGACCUUUGUCCUGCCCAGG
This is a messenger RNA of Sorex fumeus (smoky shrew), 924 nucleotides long. RefSeq names its product single-pass membrane protein with coiled-coil domains 1 (gene SMCO1). NCBI's taxonomy places the organism in Eukaryota, Metazoa, Chordata, Mammalia, Eulipotyphla, Soricidae. The record is from RefSeq and is a predicted model, not a curated record. The transcript has 3 exons. The coding region runs from base 69 to 713 and encodes 214 amino acids.